AUGAAGAUCGAAGUUCCGCGUGACAAGCUACUUUCAAACUACGAAGUUUAUCAGCAUCUGGCAAAGAUCCAGGAUAAAAAUGCAUGGUUCUUCACUGUUCCAGAGACGAAAACCAAAAGUGGGAAAAAGAAGAAAAGAAGAAACAUUGAUUCUCUCAUAGAUCUAGAGAUCAUAACAAAGGAUCUUUCACGAUAUCUUGUUCAAAACAAUCAGUCAAAUGAUACGCAGGUCCAAAGUGUCAUCAAUUUAGUGCUUGGGUUGAACAUGUACAAAUUAGAGAUGAUAGAAAAAUUACAGAUACUAAACAUACUUCCUCGCAGUAUGGUGCUUUUAUAUGCUAUAAUUGAAGAUUGUGACCAGAGAUUUUCAGAGGAAGAAUGCGAGGAUCUGCUUUCCCUCGUGAACUCUAGCUUCCCGUUACCAGAUAAAGAAGAAGGUGCUGAUGAGGACGAUGCAGGAGAAGAAAAUGAAGAUGAACAGAUGGAUGAUGCAGAAGGUGAGGAUAAUGGCGCAGCUGUUGAAGAAGAUGAGGAAGCUUUUGAAAAUAUUAACGGCGAUUUACAGCAUGAGGCUCCCGGAUUAAAGCCGGCUAAAAAGGAAGAAGAAGAGGAAGACUAA
Messenger RNA from Brettanomyces bruxellensis, 618 nucleotides. RefSeq lists its product as uncharacterized. Gene Ontology annotation, biological process: transcription initiation at RNA polymerase III promoter. NCBI's taxonomy places the organism in Eukaryota, Fungi, Ascomycota, Pichiomycetes, Pichiales, Pichiaceae. The transcript has a single exon. Gene Ontology annotation, cellular component: RNA polymerase III complex. Gene Ontology annotation, molecular function: nucleotide binding. Bases 1 to 618 code for a protein of 205 amino acids. The record is from RefSeq and is a predicted model, not a curated record.